AAAUUUCUCAAAUUUUCGCUCAGCAUCAACAAGUGGAGACAUUCCGUGCUACGCCAAAUAGUUGAAAGAGAAUACAACCUAAAGGAAUAGAAAAUAGUAAUAAUUAUUAUAGUAUUAUAAUAGUAAAAGAAAGAUGGCAAAGGAAGGUGAAGGUGAUGAUAGAUGGAUUGUAAACGACCUUGGUGUGACUGGUAGAAAUGUCGGAAGAUGGCAUUGGACUGAUGAAGAUGUCUUACCUUGGUGUAAGGAUCAAUUAAAAUCACUCCUGAAGAAGGUUGAAUGUUACUCUGAAGGUAAUAUGAAGAUUACCACAACAACUGUUAGCCAUGUAAAAGGUGAAGCCUCUGUAAUGAAUCGUAAACGUAAACUAAUUUCAAUCUUUGAGUUGGAUGUUGAAAUUGGAUGGAGUGGUUAUAUUCUAUUGGGAGAAGCCUCUGAUUUGUCUGAUACUGAUUCCGAAAAGUGUAUUGUGGCAAAGGGUAAAAUUAAAAUCCCUUAUCUCUCUCAAGAAAUUGAUCAAGGAGAAAGUUUUGAAAUUAAUGUAGAUUUGGACACUAGUUGCAAGAAGAAUGAACAUAAAGUCAUAAAGGAAACACUCAGAACUAAAGGAUUGGAAACAAUCAAAACAAUUGUGAAUAAGUUUUUGCUUACUCUCAGAGAUGGAGCCAACAUUAGAGAAAAAUAUCAACUCUGGGAACAACAAGAGCAAGAAAUUGUAAAGAAAGUUAAUAGUUCAAAUAAUUUAUCUGAAUCAGGAUCCACUAGUAAUAGAAAUGUAACUGAAUCUAUUGUUGGAAUUGGAGGUGCUCAUGUUAAGGAAGAUCAAAAGAAGAAGGUUGAAAUUCACAUUACUGAAAGAUUUGUUGGAGCACCACUUCCAAAGAUUUUUGAAAUGCUCACUGAACCAAAUAUUAUUUCUCAUUACACUCAAAGUCGGGCUGAGAGUGACAAGAGAGCUGGAGGUAAAUUCUCCCUCUUUGGUGGAAAGGUUAGAGGUGAAUUUAUCGAGUUUAUUCCAAAUGAAAAGAUUGUACAAAAGUGGCGAUUUGAAGAUUGGCCAGAAAAUGACUAUUCCACUGUGACAAUUUCAUUUGAAAAUAGAGGAGGUGGUGAAACUAUCGUAAAGCUUGACCAGGUUGGUAUUCCAUACAAGGAUUCUAAUGGUUAUUUCGUUAAGGAAAAGGUACAAAGUGGGUGGGAGACCAACUUUUUCCAACGUUUAAAGGUUUUAACUGGUCAAGUAAUUGGUUCCAGUGGUUUUUAAAUAUCAAGUUAUGGUGAAUAAAUUCUUGAAACCAAUUU
Messenger RNA from Naegleria gruberi, 1302 nucleotides. RefSeq names its product Aha1 domain-containing protein. The transcript has a single exon. The record is from RefSeq and is a predicted model, not a curated record. The coding region runs from base 134 to 1264 and encodes 376 amino acids. Gene Ontology annotation, cellular component: cytosol. Gene Ontology annotation, biological process: protein folding; positive regulation of ATP-dependent activity. Lineage: Eukaryota; Heterolobosea; Eutetramitea; Acrasida; Naegleriidae. Gene Ontology annotation, molecular function: protein-folding chaperone binding; ATPase activator activity.